GCGCAGGGUGACGGUGAUAACAGGCUUUUCGUCACCAAGAUAGCGCCGUUCAUCACAAAGGAGGAUGUCGCUCAGCACUUUGCGCAGUUUGGCGUCACCACCGAUGUCUACCUGCCCGCUGUGCCGGGCCGGCCAGGGCACAAGGGCAUUGCCUUUGUCUCCUUCCAAGAUCCGACCGCGGUUCAGUUGGCCAUGGGGAAUGAGCCGCACAUCAUCAACGGCAAUGAGGUAGUUGUAGAUCGUGCUGCUCCCCGCGCAGCGAAAGGGGAGGCAAAGGGUGAGGCACACUUGCAUCAACCCAGCCCUCCCAGCCAUAGCCAGGCCCAGCAAGCCAACAAUGGUGACCGUCUCUUUGUCACCAAAGUGCCGCCAACGCUGAACCGAGAUCAUUUGGAGAAAUACUUCUCCCAGUUCGGGGAGCUGACCGACUGCUACAUGCCG
Symbiodinium pilosum is the source of this 441-nucleotide messenger RNA. The record is from the annotation of a GenBank genome assembly. NCBI's taxonomy places the organism in Eukaryota, Dinophyceae, Suessiales, Symbiodiniaceae.